GCCAACCCGAGGAUGCUCUACGUAUGCCGGUGUGGAACCUUUCAGCGAAUAUUAAAUUAAUCAAUGAAAUACUUCGAAUUCACAAAAUCCACUUUUGCUCGAACAUAUGUUCAUGACAUGAGAUUGAAUUAAUCGCUCUCACAGUGAUUAAAACUACUGCUUCGAAAACGCUACUUUUGAAAUAAUUGGAAUCAACAUUUGGUCGCAAUUAUAGAUUCUUGUAAAGAGUUGCACUUCUUGUAAAGAGGUGUACUUCAGGCUGACUUGCAUAGAUGAGCUUGUAUGUAUGUGCGUACAUCAUUUGCAUACAUAUGUAUAUACAAGAAAUUAAUCAGCUCUGAUAUGAGUGCGUAUGCAUAUUAUGCUGUGUGUGAAAGGAAUCGAAUUUCAUUUUAAAAUCGAUUUAGAAAUCGAUGUUUCGACGAAAUCGAAUAUGCAGUGCUAGCCUAGCUGAUGCUGAGUAAUUUAUAUUUUUCCACUGAAUAAGCAGAAUUGCGAGUCAUAUUAUAAGAAUCUGAUGUAAAAUAUUAAUAAUGGCGAAUUGUGUCAAUUUCACAUUGAAUAAUCUAUUGACGUCUUACAAGAAGUGGAUUGUGGCUAAUCCGCACUUGCUCUCAGAUAUUGAAGCUACUGUCAGAUGUCUAUCCUACUUCAGUUUUGGACAAUUGCGCAAUUCAAGUUUGGCUGUAGAACUAAUUUACUCUAUGCCAAAUCUAAUUGUGCUGUGUAAUGAUUUACUUAUGUAUAGCAGCAAAUGUAAGGAUUUGAAAAUACCUCAAUUUGAAUCAAAGAUUAAGAUUUGGUUGACUGUGGUGGAAUAUACUGAGAUACUGCUUGAGGUAUCAGCUGAAAAAUUGUGGGGUGCAAAGGGAAAGUGGUUAAUAAUCGUAGUUAUACAAUUGUUCAAGACCAUAUUGCGACUUUUAUCGAUUCAUGUCUAUAAGGAACGUAUGACAAAGAGUCCUGCAACACCACCGCUUAACAGAGAAAAGUUUAAUAAAGCGGUUAAUAGUAUACAAUCAAAGGAAGGAUUUGUGUUGAAAAGAUCAGGCACUGUUAUUAGAAGUAUAAAAUAUUCAGCUCCUAUAGAAAAGCGAACAUGGACAGCCUUGGAGUCUAAAAUGAAUAUAACUAUGGACUUAACUCCCAAAGAUCAGGAAUCUGAGAAAAAUCAAGAAAAAAUUUGUAAAUUAGCUGAGAGUCUUUACGUGACAAAACCAUUACUUCAUCUUGGCUGUAUGUACAUUACUAGUAAAAAGCAAUGGCCACCAUGGUUGUUAUCAUUCAUUAUCGAUAUAGUCAGUUUGAAUAUGUUUAAUCGCUGUCCAAUGGCAUUAUUCAAUAAAGAAGAAAAAGAAGAACUCGUGCGACGAAGGUUAAGUUUAUUGCUGUACAUUUUAAGAUCGCCGUUUUACGAUAAGUACAGCCGUGUUAAGAUAAAUGAAUUACUUGAUGCAUUGUCUACCUCUGUACCUUUCGCCAAGUUAUUGACAAAUGCUGUUAAAAAAAAUCUGCCAUAUAUGCAGAGUAUGUAUUUUUAUAUGUGGUCGCGUUAACUUUUCAGAGUGCUAAAUAAGUUAUGAGAAAUACAUAUGUAACUCGUUACAAGUAUAAAAAUUGUAGCAAAAUCUAAACAUUCCGUAAUUCAUGAAUAAUCGGAAAAAUAGCAUAAGUAUAUAUGAUAUUUUUAUAUUUCUCUUUAUUGUUGCAUAAUAAA
Molecule: messenger RNA, 1717 nt
Organism: Camponotus floridanus (Florida carpenter ant)
Lineage: Eukaryota; Metazoa; Arthropoda; Insecta; Hymenoptera; Formicidae
Gene: Pex16
Product: peroxisomal membrane protein PEX16
Exons: 6
Coding region: 534-1556 (340 amino acids)
Biological process (GO): peroxisome organization
Cellular component (GO): peroxisomal membrane
Source: RefSeq, a predicted model, not a curated record